UUGCGGUUUGCUGUCGUUGUGUUCGGUGUGAAUUGUAUGAAUGGUGUCGGGAAAGUGGUUUCCGCAUCGUAGGUUGAAGAAAGAAGUGAAUUUUUUGCUUGGAUCCGGAACUGUGUUGACUAACACUCCAUGGACCGCUGUGCCGAGGAAUAAGUUACAAAAUGAUGUGUAAGAAAUCGCGAUCGCCGAGUGUAAAGAUUUUGAAGACAUUUGGCCACGGGCGGAAGUAAAGUGGUAAAACUGUUGAUCGUGGUGUUUACGUGAAACUCCCGAAAGUAACCAAAGGACAAAUCAGCCAAGAGCGAGGAUAAAUAUUAUACUCUGCUUCCCUGAGUGAGGUGCUGCCCUGAUUGAGGAACUGGUGGUAUUUUGGAUUAAGAGUCCUUAGAAAAGACAGAUUUCUUUUUUUCGGGAACAAUGACGGCAGAUGAGUUUCCACAUUCUGCUGCAAUUUUCGCUGCAGUAUGCGCCUGCAUCUUUACAGUCGUCGGCGGCUUAGGAAACAUAAUAACAAUAGGAGCACUUUUGAAAUGUCCGAAAAUGCGAGGUCACGCCACGACUGCAUUUGUGCUUUCGCUCUGUAUCUCAGAUCUCUUAUUUUGUACGUUCAGUUUACCAUUAACUGCGAUACGGUACUUCAGAAAGGCCUGGACGCUAGGAGAUACCUUAUGCAAAAUAUUUCCAGUCAUCUUUUAUGGGAAUGUGGCGGUGUCGUUGCUUAGUAUGGUCGGAAUUACGUUGAACCGGUACAUACUGAUCGCUUGGCAUGGGCUUUAUUCGAAAAUAUACAAACCGUUGUAUAUUAUAUUUCAAAUCAUUUGUUUUUGGCUAAUCGCCUUUUUUAUGAUGCUGCCUCCAUUAAUUGGCAUUUGGGGCGAGAUGGGCUUAGACGAGCAAACAUUCUCCUGUACAAUUCUCUCAAAAGAUGGAAAGUCAAUGAAAAAAUUCUUGUUUCUUAUCGGAUUUUUAGUUCCCUGUCUGGUUAUCAUCAUUUCGUACAGCUGCAUUUAUAUAACUGUGAAACGACAGAAGACAAAACUUGAAGCCCAUAGGUGUCUGAAAACAAAAGAAAGUGCAUUAAUAGCGAGACGGCAUCGAGAAGACAACAGGCUCACCAUUAUGAUGUUGACAAUUUUCAUUUGCUUUAUACUUUGUUUUUUGCCCCUAAUGUUGGUUAACGUCAUAGACGAGCACAACACCUUAUCCCCUUGGCUUCAUACUUUCGCCUCGAUAAUGGCUUGGGCAUCCAGUGUCAUAAAUCCCUUCAUAUAUGCUGCAAGCAAUCGAAAUUACAGGAUAGCAUACUAUAAAAUAUUUACCCUCAUAAAGUGUUGGGGAGAUCCGGCAACGCCAAUGCCAAGCAAAAGCUACCAAGGCAGUAAAAACUCAAAAGAUCCUUCAGGUGGGAUGCGAAGUACCCCAUUAUUCGACUCAAAUGAUAUUCAAAAAAUCCAGAAAAACAAUGCUAUAGGUUACUCAGCAUAAGAUUUAGACGAUUUAGUCAAGUAGCGUAGUUUAAUAUUAAGCAGAACAACAACGGUGUUACUUAAGACAGUCCGGGAGGAAAGUUGCUUUUCGAAUACUAGAACUGAUUUAGUGUCAUAAGUUCAUGUUGUAGCAUUAGUUCCUUAAAUAAUACUGUCAGAUAAAAAUUAAAAGACAUACAUUUACUUCUAUAAAAUAAGUGCCAAAGCAAAGGACCAAAAUGAUUAGCAUAAGUUUAUAGUGAUAAUUAUUGCCAAUAAAUCUGUAAAUAAUUUUCAUAUACACUGUCUUUUACAAGCAAAUAAAUUAUUGUCAUUUUCCAACUUAA
Hermetia illucens (black soldier fly) is the source of this 1813-nucleotide messenger RNA. It is a transcript of the gene Tre1, whose product is annotated as protein trapped in endoderm-1. Lineage: Eukaryota; Metazoa; Arthropoda; Insecta; Diptera; Stratiomyidae. The record is from RefSeq and is a predicted model, not a curated record. Gene Ontology annotation, cellular component: membrane. Gene Ontology annotation, molecular function: G protein-coupled receptor activity. The coding region runs from base 418 to 1485 and encodes 355 amino acids. The transcript has 8 exons. Gene Ontology annotation, biological process: G protein-coupled receptor signaling pathway.